Messenger RNA from Polyodon spathula (Mississippi paddlefish), 3213 nucleotides. Its product is annotated as hexokinase-2-like. Gene Ontology annotation, cellular component: mitochondrion; cytosol. Gene Ontology annotation, biological process: glucose 6-phosphate metabolic process; glycolytic process; intracellular glucose homeostasis. Gene Ontology annotation, molecular function: fructokinase activity; D-glucose binding; glucokinase activity. The coding region runs from base 34 to 2952 and encodes 972 amino acids. The record is from RefSeq and is a predicted model, not a curated record. The transcript has 19 exons. Lineage: Eukaryota; Metazoa; Chordata; Actinopteri; Acipenseriformes; Polyodontidae.
UUUUAACAUUUUUUUCUCCCCCCACUGUGGAAAAUGAUCGCCGCACAUCUUUUGGCGUAUUUCUUCGCCGAGUUAAAUCACGAUCAGGUACAGAAGGUGGAUAAGUACCUCUAUCACCUCCGCCUGUCCGAGGAGACGCUGCUGGAUGUCUCCAAGCGCUUCCUGAAGGAGAUGCACAAGGGCCUGGGCAGGGACACUAACGCCACAGCCACGAUCAAGAUGCUGCCCACGUUUGUGCGCUCCACCCCCGACGGCACGGAGAGCGGGGAGUUCCUGGCGCUGGAUCUGGGCGGGACGAAUUUCCGCGUGCUGCUGGUCAAGGUGUCGGACAACGGGAAGCAGAAGGUGGAGAUGGAGAAUCAGAUCUACGCCAUCCCGGAGGAUCUGAUGAGGGGCAGCGGCACGCAGCUCUUUGACCACAUCGCGGAAUGCCUGGCUAAUUUCUUGGAGAAACUGAACAUCAAGGAUAAGAAACUUCCUUUGGGAUUCACCUUCUCCUUCCCCUGCCAGCAAUCCAAGCUGGACGAGAGUAUCCUGGUCAGCUGGACGAAGGGAUUCAAGUCCAGCGGCGUGGAGGGGCGCGACGUGGUCACUCUGCUCAGGAAAGCCAUAAGUAAGAGAGGGGAUUUCGAUAUUGAUAUUGUCGCCGUGAUCAACGACACAGUUGGCACUAUGAUGACCUGCGGCUACGACGACCACGACUGUGAAAUCGGACUGAUUGUUGGCACUGGCACCAACGCCUGCUACAUGGAGGAGAUGCGCCACAUUGACCUGGUGGACGGGGACGAGGGGCGCAUGUGUGUCAACAUGGAGUGGGGCGCCUUCGGGGACGAUGGGGCGCUGGACGACAUCAGGACGGAGUUCGACCGCGAGAUCGACAUGGGCUCGCUGAACCCCGGCAAGCAGCUCUUUGAGAAGAUGAUCAGCGGGAUGUACAUGGGAGAGCUGGUCCGGCUCAUCCUGGUCAAGAUGGCGAAGGAGGACCAGCUGUUCGGAGGCAGGAUCACCCCCGACCUGCUGACCACCGGUCACUUCGAGACCAAGUUCGUCUCGGCCAUCGAGAAGGAGAAGGAGGGUCUGUCGAAGGCAGAGGAGAUCCUGUCCCGGCUGGGUCUGGAGCCGUCGGAGGAGGACUGCGUGGCGACGCAGCGGAUCUGCCAGAUCGUGUCCGAGCGCGCCGCUAACCUGUGCGCUGCCACGCUGGCCGCGGUGCUGGGGCAGAUCAAGGAGAACAAGGGCGUGGAGCGGCUCAAGAGCACAGUGGGGGUCGACGGCUCGGUCUACAAGAAGCACCCACAGUUCGCUCGGCAGCUGCAGAAGAUGGUGCGGCGCCUGGCUCCGGGCUGCGUGGUUCGUUUCCUGCGCUCGGAGGAUGGCAGCGGGAAGGGCGCCGCCAUGGUGACCGCCGUGGCGUACCGGUUGAUCAGUCAGAUGGAAGAGCGCCGGGCCACGCUGGACUCCUUCCGCCUGAGCAGGGAGCAGCUGGCCGGGGUGAAGCAGAGCAUGAGGGAGGAGAUGGAGAGGGGGCUGAGAAAGGAGACGCACGACACGGCCACGGUCAAGAUGCUGCCCACGUACGUGCGCUCCACACCCGACGGCACGGAAAAGGGUGAUUUCCUGGCUCUGGAUCUGGGCGGGACGAAUUUCCGCGUGCUGCUGGUGCGCGUGCGAAACGGGAAGAGGACCGUGGAAAUGCACAACAAGAUCUACUCCAUCCCACUGGAGGCCAUGCAAGGGACUGGAGAGGAGCUGUUUGACCACAUUGUCCACUGCAUCGCAGACUUCCUGGAGUACAUGGGGAUGAAGGGCCUGGCUCUGCCCAUGGGCUUCACCUUCUCCUUCCCCUGUCGGCAGAAGAGCCUGGACGAGGGUAUCUUGUUGAAGUGGACGAAGGGUUUCAAAGCAAUUGGCUGCGAGGGUGAAGAUGUGGUCCGUUUGCUCAAAGAUGCCAUUCAUCACAGAGAGGAGUUUGAUCUGGAUGUCGUCGCUGUCGUGAACGACACAGUUGGGACCAUGAUGACCUGCGGCUAUGAGGAUCCGUGCUGUGAAGUUGGGCUCAUCGUAGGCACCGGCAGUAAUGCCUGCUACAUGGAGGAGAUGUGCAAUGUGGAGCUGGUGGACGGGGACGAGGGACGCAUGUGUGUCAACAUGGAGUGGGGCGCCUUCGGGGACAACGGCUGCCUGGAUGACGUGAGGACCCCCUUUGACUGCGCCGUGGACGAGCUGUCACAAAACCCGGGCAAGCAGAGGUUUGAGAAGAUGAUCAGUGGGAUGUAUCUGGGAGAGAUUGUGCGCAACAUUCUGAUUGAUUUCACGAAGAGAGGGCUGCUCUUCAGGGGCAGGAUUUCGGAGAGGCUGAAGACUCGAGGAAUCUUCGAGACCAAGUUCCUGUCCCAGAUAGAGAGUGACCGUCUGGCCUUGAGGCAGGUGCGUUCCAUCCUGCAACACCUGGGUCUGGAGAGCACGUGUGACGACAGCAUCAUCGUGAAGGAGGUGUGCACGGCCGUGGCUCGCCGUGGCGCGCAGCUCUGCGGGGCAGGGCUGGCUGCUGUGGUGGAUAAGAUCCGGGAGAACCGUGGCCUGGACUCUCUGCGUGUCACCGUGGGGGUGGACGGCACUCUCUACAAGCUACACCCCCAUUUCUCUAACGUGCUGCACGAGACCGUGAGGGACCUGGCCCCAAAGUGCACCGUCUCAUUCCUCCAAUCAGAAGACGGCAGCGGGAAAGGGGCCGCGCUUAUCACGGCGGUGGCCUGUAGGAUCCGGGAGGCGGGGCAGCACAGAACCUCUGCACCAAUCAGAGAGCAGACAGGCGUGAGAGGGACUGGAAGAGAGACGCACCCACAGAGAUUUGCACAACUCGACAUUCCCCAGCCUCUGAAACCACCCUCCCAGCGCUAUGAAACCAUCCUCUUCCUGGAGCUGCAAAUGCCAACUCGGCGCCUCACAUGAUAAUUGCAAUGCCAGCGGAAUUGUUCUGGAGGAGUUGUGUUAUUUUGUUCAAUUAAAAUGACGCUGCAGCGAUUCCAGUUGCGCUAAAGUAACAAACAACUACAUGUUUGCUCCAUUUUAUUCUAAAUAAGCCAGCAACAGUCCUUCGGAUGAGACGGAAAACAACCGAGGUCCUAUUCGAAGUGACGGUUGUUGAUGAAGCAGAGUUCACCCCCCUACUCUCUCAGUCGCUUUGGAUAAAGGCGUCUGCUAAAUGCAUAU